GGUUUGAAGAGCAUAGAUAUAAUGCCUUCGGUGCCCUCUAAGCUACUCGUUCUCCUCCUCCUCUCCUUGAUUCCUUCGUUGACUCCUUAUCAUUCUGGUUUGAGUUCGCAUCGUCUGAAACCUCUUGAAAAGUGUGAUUGGCGUGCUCGGUUUAACCUUCACGAAAAAGAACAGUUUGUGAAAUCAAAAUCUCCGGAAACACAAUCUCUGACUCAAUCGUUGCUUCUUUUUGCUAUCGGCGGUGCUCGAUUUUCAACCCACCGAGGUACUACUACUGUGACUAUCUCCUGCUAUAUUUUGGAUAUGAGCUCUGUUUGUGAUAAGCUCGAUUUCAAAGAUGCAGACUUUGAGAUCUCGACUUCGAGUCCCACACAAUGUUCUAGUGGCUCGAAGCAUUCCUCGCAUGCCGGAUCUGAAGAUUCUCAGGAGUCUGAUGGAGAUGAAACUGGUUAUAUAGACCAAACUGCUAAUGAAGAUUCCGCUGAGAAGGAUUUUGGCAAAUCCACCCUAAGUUCUUUACCUCCCCAACCUUCAGAUGAUGAAGAGAAGGAAGAGAACGUCACGAAUACACCGGUUGUUCUCAUCCCGGCCAUAAAAGGCAGUCGGGAGAAGCAUGGCUUGUCACUGAGGAAGUCGAGUGUUUCAUGGGCGGAUGACGUGUACGAUCCUCCUCCCUCCAUAGCCUCGCACACAAGAAGCAAAAAGCAGCAGCAGAAAUCCAAGAGCAAAGACAACCACAAGAAGACUGGAAAGAAAGGACAGAAGAGCAAAGACAACUCUUCCUCUCGUAGUGGCAAGGACAAGAAGCAAGCUUCUCGCAAACACAGUCGCGAGAAGUUCGAUUGGUUUCACACGAAACUCUGUCUCUCGGCCAUAGUCUCAGUCUCAGGAGGUAUACUCGGCGUUGAUCUUGACAUAGUCAUAGCUAAGAUCGCAACCCCAAGCCUUUCCUGUGGCUGCACCUUCACCUGUUCGCCAGACAAAACUGCUCUC
Molecule: messenger RNA, 993 nt
Organism: Thlaspi arvense
Lineage: Eukaryota; Viridiplantae; Streptophyta; Magnoliopsida; Brassicales; Brassicaceae
Source: the annotation of a GenBank genome assembly